AUGCGGCCGAUCAACAAAGAGCCGGAGGCCGUUGAGCUAGACCAUCUCUUUGAGAGCUACGUUGAGACAGACCUGUUCCAGCAGUUGACUACUUCUGUUGGCGACCCUUCUGGAUCCGACGAUCUGGCACACCUCUUUGACCUACCCUCGUCGAAUGAAAAUGAUCUCUUUGGCUUCACGCCUAUCCUCCAUCGGGAGAAUGAGCCUUGGCAUAAAGCUACGCAACUGGGCUCUCAAAACCCAACCUCGUCCUCUGAUUCAGUUGGUUCUUCAGUGAACUAUAGCCAUUUGCGUGGCAAGUCAACUUCGAGUGAUAGCGACACCCUCAGCUUUGAAGACCUUUUCGAGCUGGAGAGGAACCAACUGCGAUCUACCUCUCAGCCUUCCACACCACGACCUACUACCACCACGGGCACCAGCACCACCAGUACCACUAGCAAGUGUAUCAAGAAGGCUCAGUCAGUCCCGUCUAUCCCACGUGGAGUUCAAAAGUCACUUAAAAAGUGCCCAAGUUCGAGCUUUGCGAAGACGGCCAAAAUGAUGCAACCUUCCUAUUUCCGCGCGCCAGUUCCGCACAUGUGGGCGCGCAAAAUGGACAGCGCUGUUGAUCUCCACGCACAAGUAUUGCCUAUCAACAUGCACUCCCCUCCAUCCACAAAGAUCGAUCAGGACGAAUGCGCAGAUAGCUUCUUUGUACAACAUCAUCACAGCCAGCCUUACACAACAACACGCUCACCAAUGGUUGAGGGUAGCUCACCUCCAGACAUGGGUUUCUCCAAUUAUCAACUCACACCCCAAGCAUCGCCUGCAAUCGGCGUAUCCAACGGCAGCGAUCCCUUCGCCCAAAACAUGGGCCUGACAUACUCCUCAGCCGCGUCAACCGCAGGCCUCUCAGCCUUUACACCCCCCAGCUCCCUCCGGAUACCCAUGACAACAUGGGCACCCUCGGACUCUCCCGCAAUGGAUUUCCCCUUCUCGACCUGUCCGCCCGAUUUUACCGCCACAAAGACUGCAGGCUGGUGGCCCACGGACAGCAUGACCACACAUCCCUACCCAACGGCGCGCGAGUCCCACGCCCGCACAACGCAGCAAAGCAUCCCCGUGUCCAUGGCCGGGUUGGGCAUCUCAUGCGACAUGACCUCCUUCAGCGAUAUGGACGCCUACCCGCCGCCGGACCUGCACGCGUACCACCCGGGCAUCACCGCUGCGCGGCGCAAGUCGAGCCAGAGUUCGCACGGGCGGGCGCCGUCGCAGGGGAGCGCGGGGUUUGUCAACUUCACGCCGGAUGAUAGCAGGAAGAUACUCACCGGCGUUGCGCCAUCGGGGUCCUCGAAGACGAAGGCGCGGCGAGAGAAGGAGGCGGCAGAGAAGCGGCGGAAGCUGAGUCUUGCGGCGGUCAAGGCGGUGAUGGAGGCUGGGGGGGAUGUGGAGAGGUUGCGGAUGCUGGAGAUGGAGGGCGGGUUUUAG
Messenger RNA from Didymella exigua CBS 183.55, 1467 nucleotides. RefSeq lists its product as uncharacterized. NCBI's taxonomy places the organism in Eukaryota, Fungi, Ascomycota, Dothideomycetes, Pleosporales, Didymellaceae. The record is from RefSeq and is a predicted model, not a curated record. The transcript is spliced from 2 exons. The coding region runs from base 1 to 1467 and encodes 488 amino acids.